AUGGGACGCAAAAAAAUUGACAUAAAGAAGAUUAACGACGAAAAAACCCUUCUGGUGACCUUCGCCAAGCGAAAGGUUGGCCUUUUCAAUAAGGCCUUCGAGUUGAGCCAGCUUUGUGAAUGCCAGGUGGCCAUCCUUAUCUUUACCAACAAGAACCGGUUGCAUAAGUUUGCCAGUCAUGACCUCGACAGUAUCGUGAAGCGCUACAAUGAGGAACCAGAAUGCGGAGAGCUCACAACGAGCGAACACAUUAUUAAGCGGCGCGAAAAGAAAAAGCAGUCCAAACUGUCACAGUCGGAUGAAAAAGCCCUGGACGGGCAGUACUCUCUGAACUGCGGAGGAGGAGGAGGCGACAGUGACUACGAUGGACCCAUCGACGACGAGGCAUUACGCACCACCGCUAAUUACGGCCACCUGAUAGUCCACUCCGGCCUCCCGCAGCACAACGAGGGCCUCCACUUAAAGCCCGUCUUCGCAACAAGCAGCGGUGAGGAGCAGGCGGUUGUAGUUCAGAUGGGUUCUCAGUUGGAGAAUUGUACAUAUGUUGAUCCCAGCUUCGUCCAAUCCUAUGACUUUGACUCUACCGUUAGUUUCAAUGCGAACGAUCCUACUGUACCUCAACUCCAUCAGGGCCUAAAUGGGCAGAUGAACUGCAAACUUCCCACAGAGUUCUCCCGUGUAACCAUUGCAAGCAGCACCGUGUCGGACAAAGCGCUCGUAAAUCACGUCAACUGUGGACCACGGUUUGUGGGCGGCAGUCUUGUCCACGAGAAAGGCAAAAACGUGGCCAGCCAAACCUCAGGAACCCGUAUUCCGAUUGGUAGUUUACUCACGAGUCGUCCACCUGGCUUCGGUGAUGGGGUGAAGUGUUUCGACCCCACCAUCGCAUCUCCCCCUCACAACAUCAAAAAAGGAGAGUCGCCACGCAAAUUCCCCCGACGAAUCACCACGACAGAUUCAGACCUCUGCACACCGGAGCCUCGCCCAAGAACAACGCCCGUAUUUAUAACCGAAAAUACAGACGUCAUGCAGGCAUGGAGCCGAGUUCCCUCCGACCCUUCGGAUCAGGAGAGCAUGGCCAAGCAGGAGGACGGUGGGGUUAAUGGUAUGACUCAGCCCUCUCCUAAUGCGCGUCGCUCCGUGGUUGUGAAAAUAGCGCUAAUUCACCUUAAAGCUAGGCAUUUUGAACUUUUCGCCCAGUUUUCCUUGCUUCUCAUUACCUGGGAAGCGCUUCAGUUGCUCGUGUGCUGCGCCAACCCCGCCAGUUCCUUUGCGCCAGACGGUUUGCCAGGAGUGAAAUCACACCUGUGCAGCGCGUCUCGUGACGCCAAAUAUCUUGUUGUGUGGGUAGUCCUCCCAGCGCAGUAA
This is a messenger RNA of Mesocestoides corti, 1368 nucleotides long. The record is from the annotation of a GenBank genome assembly. NCBI's taxonomy places the organism in Eukaryota, Metazoa, Platyhelminthes, Cestoda, Cyclophyllidea, Mesocestoididae.